Molecule: messenger RNA, 1272 nt
Organism: Trichoderma virens Gv29-8
Lineage: Eukaryota; Fungi; Ascomycota; Sordariomycetes; Hypocreales; Hypocreaceae
Exons: 1
Coding region: 1-1272 (423 amino acids)
Molecular function (GO): FAD binding
Source: RefSeq, a predicted model, not a curated record
AUGGCACAAAUGAAAGUGUUAAUCAGCGGUGCUGGCAUCACUGGAAAUGCCCUCGCUUACUGGCUCUCCAAGUUGGGCCACGAUGUCACCGUUGUUGAACGCUUCCCUGAACUUCGAACCACUGGUCUCCAAGUUGAUCUCCGAGGUCCUGGCGUCGAGGUUCUGAAGCUCAUGGGCUUUGAUCAAGCUUUCCGGGCCAAGUCGGUUCCAGAACAAGGAUUUCUCAUCGUCGAUAGCGCGAACAGACGACGCGCCUAUUUCGGAGUAAACAAGUCAGGCAAAGGGUUGCAGAGCUUCACCACCGAAUAUGAGAUCAUGAGGGGUGACUUGUGUCGUAUCAUGUACGAUGUUAUAAAGGACAAGGUCACUUUUCGCUUCGGGGUCUCGAUUGAUAGCUUCAAACAAAAGAACAACGAGGUCGAAGUUCACUUUACCGAUGGUACAACGGAUCAUUUCGACUUCUUGGUUGGUGCUGACGGCAUGGGCUCAAAUACCCGCAAACUCAUGUUGGGCCCCGGUGUUCAAGACGCAUUGCGUCCAGUUAAGGGUGCCUACACGGCAUACUUUACGAUUCCUCGCCCCAUUCAAAAGGGCGAAGAGUACAAUUCUACAUUUUACCUGGCAACUGGAAGGCGAGCUAUCAUGACGCGGAGACACAGCCCACAGGAGAUCCAGGUAUACCUCCCUUGCAACACGACCUCUGAUCGAAUGAAGCAGGCACACCGAGACGGAGUAGACGAGCAAAAGAAAGUGCUAGCAGAGAUUUUUGACGAUGCAGGAUGGGAGGCAAAAGACAUUCUGCGAGAUAUGUUUAACUCGGAGAACUUCUACUGUGAACGGCUCGGUCUCGUUAAACUCGACUCUUGGUUCAACGGCAAUGUCGCGCUUGUUGGUGAUGCUGCUUACUGUCCUUCGCCGCUCACCGGCAUGGGAACAACUUCUGGUCUUGUAGGAGCUUACGUCUUGGCUGGAGAGAUUGGUCGUCACUGUGGGAAACCAAAGGACGGAGCCAAGGCGCCUACUGAUGGUCUUGAUGUGGCGUUUAAGAGCUAUGAUGACAAGUUUAGGCCAUUCAUCGACCAGGUAACACACGGAGUGGGCGAUGACACAAUCUUUUGGAACCAGAUGCCAUCGUCGGCAUUUGCUGUUGCGCUCGUCAACUUGAUUCUUGGAAUAGCGGCAUUCCUAAGGUUGAAUGUAGUCGGAAACUGGAUUCUGAAGGAGAAUGUGAAAUGGACACUUCCUAACUAUGAUGAGCUGAUGAGAAGUUGA